AGGAAGAGGGGGGUAAAAAAAAAAAAUAUUUCCACAUUGCGAUUUUUAAUCAACGCAGAAAGUGGUCACCAUCUACUGUGUCCCGUGCUACAACAAGGUGACCGGUUGGCUGACUCCACCAUCGCAUUCGCGUCGGCCCUUGAACUCCUUCUCUCACGUGACCACGCCCCCUCAUUCCUUCACAUUCCAAAUCCCGAAAUGGAACCCAUCAAAGUGCAGUCAGAGGGUGGACUGAAUGUGACCCUCACCAUCAGGCUGCUGAUGCACGGCAAGGAGGUCGGAAGCAUCAUAGGGAAGAAAGGAGAAACAGUGAAGAAAAUGCGCGAGGAUAGCGGUGCUCGCAUCAACAUCUCUGAGGGAAACUGCCCUGAACGAAUAGUCACCAUCACCGGUCCAACAGACGCUAUUUUCAAGGCCUUUGCAAUGAUCGCCUACAAGUUUGAGGAGGAUAUCAUCAAUUCCAUGAGCAACAGCCCAGCCACCAGUAAACCCCCAGUAACCCUGCGGCUUGUUGUCCCGGCCAGCCAGUGUGGCUCACUCAUCGGCAAAGGAGGAUCCAAAAUCAAAGAAAUGAGAGAGUCCACAGGAGCUCAGGUCCAGGUUGCAGGAGACAUGCUGCCCAACUCCACCGAGAGAGCAGUGACGAUCUCAGGAGCUCCAGAGGCCAUCAUCCAGUGUGUCAAACAGAUUUGUGUGGUGAUGCUUGAGUCCCCACCGAAAGGUGCCACCAUCCCCUACCGCCCCAAGCCUGCCUCCACCCCUAUCAUUUUUUCAGGUGGCCAGGUAAGAGCAGACCCACUGGGGGCGUCCACAGCGAACCUCAGCCUCUUACUGCAGCACCAACCACUGCCUGCUUAUACCAUUCAAGGACAGUACGCCAUCCCUCAUCCAGAUCAGUUGAGCAAGCUCCACCAGUUGGCUAUGCAGCAAACCCCCUUUACCCCCCUUGGACAGACCACCCCUGCCUUCCCCGCAGCAGGUCUGGAUGCCAGUAACCAGGCCAGUACUCAUGAACUCACCAUUCCCAAUGAUCUAAUAGGCUGCAUAAUCGGACGCCAGGGAACCAAAAUCAACGAGAUCCGCCAGAUGUCUGGGGCACAGAUCAAAAUUGCUAACGCCAUGGAAGGGUCAUCGGAGCGCCAGAUCACCAUCACAGGGACCCCCGCCAACAUCAGCCUGGCCCAGUACCUCAUCAAUGCAAGGUUCAGAGAUGUGGCGGCAAUGUGGAAUGAUCCAUCAACCAUGACCACAUCCUAAAAUCCCUGACUGGCUCCUCCAUUUGGCCUUUUCCAAUGACUGACCACCACGGACAACCCCGAUGCAGCCCUUCGGACUCUGGCUUUGGCUCUCUGAAAAACCUGACCACCUUCCUGUCCUUGUCUGGGGACAGUUGGGUGCUCAUCUCUAUUUUCAGGAAGCCAAAAGAAAUAUAUAUAUAUAUAUAUAAAAAAAAAGUUACAAAAAAAAUGAAAUCUGUUGAUUAGUUUUUUUUAGAGAACUGUUGAAGCAUGUUGAAUGUUUAUUAGGAACCACUUAUGUGUUCAUGUUUCUUUGUUCUUUUUCUAUCUAUUGCUUUCUCUUUCUCUCUGUCAGUGCUGCGUGAUAGAACAUCAUUUAAAAAGUAUUACAAUGUACUUACUCGUAAAAGGUUGAACUUUUUGUAGAACGUAGGUAUUUGAAUUUUACAGCUGCUCAGUGAUGCUAUCGGCAGAGUGUGUGGUGGGAUGUAGCCAAAUGAUCGAAUCAGAUAAUGUAUUUUGGAGAAGAAGAAAAAAAAAUCACAUUUAUGUGUUUGCCCUAAUUUGCAUCUUUGUCUACUUACAAAUCUACCCAAAACUCUUUGCUGCAUCACAUGACCCUUUUAAGCCAAUGGUAUCACUCCUUGAGCUUCCCAUCUUGUGUUCUUCUCCUGUAUUUACAUUAUUGCUUAUACUGCAUGUUGUUAAGUGUUGUGCCAGUGUGUAUUUGAGGAAGCCUGGUCAGUGUACAUGUUCCUUCAAAUGUUAUUAUAAUUUCGUUCUCCUGUUCUUUUCCACAAACUUUUUCAACAUUCUUGGCCAUUCACGUUGAGUCCUACUCCCUGCCCAGACGAAAAACUUUCCAACAAACAGCCUCCCUCUCUCAACAUGGGAUAGUAUAUAGAUGCAUGAAUGGGAAUUAGUGAAAAUCAGCAGUGAAAACACUGACUGAAACUUUUAAAUGAUUGUUUACUCGCUUAAUAUUAUACUGUAUUUGUUUUGUACAAGGACUAUUGUGACUUAGCACAUUAGUCGACUAUGUGGCAAUCAUGCAAUAGACGAUAUACUAAACACUUUACUCUGGACUGCCUCUGAUGUGGGAGGAAGUAGUUGGAUGCAUACAUUUCUGUUUCUUCCCCUUGAAAGUAUUCACUAUAGGUGAAGUGCAAAAAUAAAAAAAAUGAAUAAGGAAGCUUUUGAGUGACAAAAACAAGGGGAAAAAGCCGAAUUGUAAAGCAGCCUAAAAGUUUGGACAAAGGCGAAAUGGUAAUUUUUGGGGCCAUGGAAUGUUCAGGGGUUCAUUGGGGGAACCCAUGGGGCCUGGGCGGACGUGAUUAACUCAGUCUCUUUCACGAUUGUUUUUUUUUUUCUUUCGCUGUCAUACAGAUGAUUUGAUGCUUUAGGUUUGAAUGUCUUUUUAUUGUCGCAACUUCAUUGUUUUGGUUUUUUUGAGAAAGGACAGGUUGGAUGAGAAUUCCUACUUUGCUGAAAGAAAAAAAACAGCAUGUAUUUAUUCAUGGUGUGGCAAUGCACAUAUGACUUUUUGUUCAUUGACCAUGAAAGUUAAAAGUUUUGUUGUGGUGUAUUUCAUUUGAGAGGGAGGUGUGGAUGAUAUUCGGUGUGAUUUCGUAUUCUACUCAUGAGGAUGCUCUAUUGAACAAGCUUUCGGUGUCGACGCAUACAAACAGCUGUUGAAUGUUAUAGUCAAAUCACAUUUUGUGUCCAACACAGCAACAUUUUCUUUACUUCAUACUUAUUGUUUUAUUUCAAAUAGCCUAUGCUGAGCCUAAAGGAAAAGUCUGACAUUUUGAGAGGGGUGCUUAGACUUGAGGGUAGGUUGAGACCAUUUAUACGAUACUCAGCCAGCAGCCACUUUAUUUACACAUAUGUGCCAAAAUGUCAGGUUUUCCCGUUUGGAUCUUUGUUGGCACAAAUGCAAUGAUGUAAAUGGAUCAAAUGCUGUUUCAGUAAACUGAGCGAGGCAUAGUCAUUGAUUAUUCUGCAAUAAUUCUUACAUUAUGAUGUAAACUUAAGUAGUAGUUGAUAGCAAUGUGUGUUUCUUUUUAAGUUUUCAGUUGUCAUUACUUGUAAUUCAGAGGGAAUAAGGGCUGUCACUUUUAUACAAAGUUUAGAUAUGUUUGUACUUGGAGGGGAAGUUCAAAUUCAAAAUCGUCCAGCAGAGGAUGCUGCGAGUACACCUUGGCCUUUGUGCAGCAAAGUUGGGUUUUUUGCUGUGAAAAUGGACACAAGCUAUACCGUCCGACUGAGCAGACAAUCACAACAGUAACGUAUUUGAGCAGUGACACAUUUAACUACUUAGUUCUACAUCAAAGUAACAAACAAAUUGAAGGUCUCAUCUGUUAGCGUAGCAGUUAGCUUUAGUAAAGCGAGGCAACACAGGAUAUCUUCAAUGGAAUAAUAUGUCAGGUAUUUUGUUCAAACAUAACUUUGGGAACAAGUGACAGCCCUAAUGGAAAUGUCUGCCGAAUUAACAAACUAUUUUUUUUAUUAUUAAAAAUUAAAAGAAAAAAAAGGUAGUUAAUGCCCAAGACGGCAUUUUUUCUGGAACAGAGAAUAUCCUCAAGGGUAUUUAAGCUAUUAUACAACAGCUGUAGUGCAUGUGUACCAUUGAAAUGUUUGCUAAAAAAAUGCUAAUUACCAAUUAGCAUGUGCAUUUGUCAAAUUGUUGUUGCGUAAUAUGAAUUUGAUCACUAAGCAGGGAUAUUGAGUUGCAAGUGAUGGCAGUGUGAUUUUAAUAACAUCAAUAUUCAUGUAUUACUCAGUGUUUGAAACCUGUAUUUACAUUUGUGUAGGCUAUACAUGCCUGAGCAUACUUUGAUUUUUUUUAACAACCUGCAACUAAUGCAAUAAUAGGGUGCAAUGUGCAAUUGUGCAAUUAUUUAUUUAGUUCAUUUAGUUAUUAGCAUAAGAGAUGUGUAGCUUGCUGAAAAAAAAGCUAUUUUUAACUUGUGUGGCAGCAACUGCAGGAAAAAAAGGAAUGACUAGAAAUGUCUUUUUUUCCAUCUUUUGUUUGUGUGUUGCAGUUUGGGGGAACAAGUGUAAGUGCUUUCACUUGAUUUAUUUGCUUUGUGCAAAUCUAUAUUAGUUGUGAGUAAUAACAUAGGAUUUUAAUUUCAAAGUGUUGGUAAGUAUAAAAAACUAAUAAAGUUUCUUUUUUUUUUCUUUCUGUGA
This is a messenger RNA of Solea solea (common sole), 4430 nucleotides long. RefSeq names its product poly(rC)-binding protein 3-like. Gene Ontology annotation, cellular component: nucleus; cytoplasm. The transcript is spliced from 13 exons. NCBI's taxonomy places the organism in Eukaryota, Metazoa, Chordata, Actinopteri, Pleuronectiformes, Soleidae. The record is from RefSeq and is a predicted model, not a curated record. Gene Ontology annotation, molecular function: mRNA binding. Bases 199 to 1257 code for a protein of 352 amino acids. Gene Ontology annotation, biological process: regulation of RNA metabolic process; regulation of gene expression.